This is a messenger RNA of Alnus glutinosa, 2620 nucleotides long. RefSeq names its product elongation factor G-2, chloroplastic. Bases 51 to 2384 code for a protein of 777 amino acids. Lineage: Eukaryota; Viridiplantae; Streptophyta; Magnoliopsida; Fagales; Betulaceae. Gene Ontology annotation, cellular component: chloroplast; mitochondrion. The record is from RefSeq and is a predicted model, not a curated record. Gene Ontology annotation, molecular function: GTP binding; translation elongation factor activity; GTPase activity. Gene Ontology annotation, biological process: mitochondrial translation; ribosome disassembly; translational elongation. The transcript has 4 exons.
GGGAAGUGUGAGAUACAGAGAGACAGAGAGAGCCCCAAAAAGGAAAAAAAAUGGCGGCAGAGACAGUGAGAGUGUCAGCUUCGUCGGUGUGCAAUUUCAGUAUCAAUGGGUCUCAGAGAAGGCCUGCCAUCCCUCUCUCCCCAGCUCGCUUUCUGGGUCUUCGUCCUCGACGACCACACUCUUCUUCUUCUUCCGAGUUCCUUGGCUCUGGGCGCCUCAGCUCAGUAUCUUCCAAGCGCUCCACUUCUCAGAGCAGAGGAAAUUUCUCUGUCUUCGCCAUGGCCUCUGACGAGACAAAGCGAACAGUACCAUUGAAGGAUUAUCGCAAUAUUGGAAUUAUGGCUCACAUAGAUGCAGGAAAAACUACUACUACUGAACGGGUUCUUUACUAUACAGGAAGAAACUAUAAAAUAGGGGAGGUACAUGAAGGGACGGCUACAAUGGAUUGGAUGGAGCAAGAACAAGAAAGAGGGAUUACCAUAACAUCUGCUGCAACUACCACAUUUUGGAACAAACACCGGAUUAACAUUAUUGAUACUCCUGGCCAUGUCGACUUCACCCUUGAAGUGGAGCGGGCUCUCAGGGUAUUGGAUGGCACUAUAUGCUUGUUUGAUAGCGUUGCUGGUGUGGAACCACAAUCUGAAACUGUGUGGAGACAAGCUGAUAGAUAUGGGGUACCAAGAAUAUGCUUUGUCAAUAAGAUGGAUCGACUUGGAGCAAACUUUUUCCGGACAAGAGACAUGAUAGUGACAAAUUUGGGUGCUAAACCUCUGGUGAUUCAAAUACCAAUUGGUUCUGAAGAUAAUUUUAAGGGAGUUGUUGAUCUUGUGAAGAUGAAAGCUAUAAUUUGGUCAGGGGAAGAGUUGGGUGCUAAAUUUGUGUAUGAGAAUAUUCCAGCAGAUCUUCAGGAGCUGGCACAAGAGUAUCGGUCACAGAUGAUAGAAACCGUAGUUGAGUUAGAUGAUCAAGCUAUGGAGAGCUACCUAGAAGGAGUUGAGCCUGAUGAGGAAACCAUUAAGAAAUUAAUAAGGAAAGGAACCAUCUCGCUCAGUUUUGUCCCAGUAUUAUGUGGCUCAGCUUUUAAAAAUAAGGGAGUUCAACCAUUGCUUGACGCUGUGGUUGAUUAUUUGCCUUCUCCACUUGACGUGCCAGCAAUGAAGGGGACUGACCCAGAAAACCCAGAAGUGACAAUUGAAAGGCCUGCAAGUGAUGAUGAACCAUUUUCCGGACUUGCUUUCAAGAUCAUGAGCGAUUCAUUUGUGGGAUCCCUUACAUUUGUGAGAGUGUAUUCAGGGAGGCUGACGGCAGGGUCCUAUGUACUAAAUGCAAACAAAGGAAAAAAAGAGAGGAUUGGUAGACUUCUAGAAAUGCAUGCAAACAGUAGAGAGGACGUUAAGGUAGCUUUAACGGGUGACAUAAUUGCUCUUGCUGGUCUAAAAGAUACCAUUACAGGUGAAACAUUGUGUGAUCCUGAGAACCCCAUUGUGCUUGAACGGAUGGACUUCCCUGAUCCUGUGAUUAAGGUUGCGAUUGAACCCAAAACUAAAGCUGAUAUUGAUAAGAUGGCAACAGGAUUGAUCAAACUUGCUCAAGAAGACCCUUCUUUCCACUUCUCACGGGAUGAAGAGAUCAACCAGACUGUAAUUGAAGGAAUGGGGGAAUUGCACCUUGAGAUCAUUGUGGAUCGGCUCAAGAGGGAGUAUAAGGUGGAAGCUAACGUUGGUGCUCCCCAAGUAAACUACCGAGAAAGCAUUUCUAGAGUCUCUGAAGUGAAGUAUAUUCACAAGAAACAGUCCGGUGGACAAGGUCAGUUUGCUGACAUAACUGUAAGGUUUGAACCUAUGGAACCAGGUAGUGGAUAUGAAUUCAAGAGUGAAAUCAAGGGAGGUGCAGUGCCCAGAGAAUACAUUCCGGGAGUGAUGAAAGGAUUGGAGGAGUGUAUGAGUAAUGGUGUGCUUGCAGGCUUUCCUGUAGUUGAUGUACGUGCUGCCCUAGUAGAUGGUUCUUACCAUGAUGUCGAUUCAAGUGUCCUGGCAUUCCAGCUGGCAGCCAGAGGAGCUUUUCGUGAAGGGAUGAGGAAGGCUGGCCCAAAGAUGCUUGAACCUAUAAUGAAAGUUGAAGUUGUCACGCCUGAAGAACAUUUAGGGGAUGUGAUUGGUGAUCUAAACUCAAGGAGAGGUCAGAUCAACAGCUUUAGUGACAAACCUGGUGGUCUCAAGGUGGUCGAUGCGCUGGUCCCUCUGGCAGAGAUGUUCCAAUACGUUAGCACACUCCGAGGCAUGACAAAAGGUCGUGCAUCCUACACCAUGCAAUUAGCCAAGUUUGAUGUUGUCCCUCAAUACAUCCAGGAUCAGCUUGUUGCCAAGGAGCAAGUUGCUGCUUAAUUUAUUAUCUCUCUUCAAGAACAGGGAGCAGUAUAUUUUUGGCAAUCUAACGUUUAGAAUGUCCACUUCCUUUUUUUCUUUAUUUUUCCUCUUUCCCUAUACUUUCCCCUGUACCAUUUCAUAAAUCAAUCUUUAGUGAACUUUACCCAGAAAUGAAAAAGAAACGGAGGCUGUGAUGAAAACAUUUUGCGACAUUAUAAUUGAGUAGAUAUGCUUAGAAGGAAAAUUGUUGCUAA